Thermothelomyces thermophilus ATCC 42464 is the source of this 1352-nucleotide messenger RNA. RefSeq lists its product as uncharacterized. The coding region runs from base 149 to 1228 and encodes 359 amino acids. Gene Ontology annotation, biological process: L-threonine catabolic process; L-serine catabolic process. The record is from RefSeq and is a predicted model, not a curated record. Gene Ontology annotation, molecular function: pyridoxal phosphate binding; threonine deaminase activity; L-serine ammonia-lyase activity. The transcript has 3 exons. NCBI's taxonomy places the organism in Eukaryota, Fungi, Ascomycota, Sordariomycetes, Sordariales, Chaetomiaceae.
CAGGCACGGCGUCAACGGUGAUUCGAAGGGUGUUCUAGGCAUUUCGCGGCUUACACAAGGUCUUGGCAAGCAAUCGUCAACCACCCCAUUGUUCUCAUCAACACCUUCAUACCUGUCACCAGUUACUAGUCCAGUUAUCACCAGCAAAAUGGGCUCCUGCUCCCCAGAGCCGCCCAAGCCAUGGGUCGAGACGCCGCUCAUCUUCUCCCCGACCCUAUCACGCGCGGCAGGGUGCAACAUCUUUCUCAAGCUCGAAAAUGUCCAGCCCUCCGGCUCUUUCAAAUCUCGCGGCAUCGGCAACAUGAUGCUUACCGCCCUUGCCAACACCAACCCUGAUGAACGAGUCCACUUCUACUGUUCCUCAGGCGGCAAUGCCGGCCUCGCCUGCGCCACCACAGCCAUUGCACUCCGUCGCCCCGCAACGAUUGUGGUCCCAACCUCGACCUCGGCCUUCAUGGUUAGCAAGCUGCGCGAGUUGGGCGCCGAGGUGUUCCAGAUAGGCGCCAGCUGGGCCGAGGCGGAUGCUUUCCUCCGGGAGACGUGCCUCGCACCGGAGGAUGGCGUCAACAAGGUCUACGUGCCUCCCUUCGACCACCCGGACGUGUGGGCCGGCGCGGCGACGCUCGUUGACGAGAUCGCGCUCGAGAUGGGCGCGGUCGGUGGCCGGUACGCCGAUAGGGGCGGACUGCACGCCAUCGUCUGCAACGUAGGCGGCGGUGGGCUGCUGAACGGGGUCAUGGAGGGGCUGGAGCGGAACGCCAAGAGGCUCUCGGCCGGCGGCGGUGCUGGCGUGAAGACACCACAGGUGCUGGCUGUCGAGACGGUAGGUGCCGAGAGCCUCUACGCCAGCGUGCAGGCCGGUGAGCUGGUGACGCUGCCCGCCAUCACGUCGAUCGCGACUAGCCUGGGUGCGAGGAGGGUAAGCGAAAAGACGUGGGAGUGGGCGAAGAAGGGCGGGAAGGACGGAAGUUUGAUCUGCUCGACGGUGACGGACAAAGAGGCGGCGAUGGCGUGCGUGCGGUUCCUGGACGACGCGAGGAUACUGAUCGAGGUUGCGUGCGGUGCGACGAUCGCGACGGCAUACAACGGGGACUUGAGGCGGUAUUUGGGUAAGGACCUCACGGACGAGGAGUGGGCGACGAGAAAUGUGGUGUUGGUCGUCUGCGGCGGGUCGAACACCAGCUUGGAGAUCCUCGAAAAGUACAAAGCGACGUACGGGGCCGAGUGACAACAAGGGGGGCUUCGUUUCUUUUUGUUUUUCCUUUUUGUUUUUUUUUUUUUUUUUUCCCUCAUGAAAGGCGGGCGUGUGACGGGGUUAGAUUCAUCAAUGGAAUACGGUUCAUCGAUUCGAG